UGAAUUGUUUACGCUCAACCGACGACGUGCAGUAAUCUCCUCGGCAGCCAAGGUUUUCGUUUUCACCUAAGAAACCGAGCGCUCUUUCUGUACGGAUCUGCCAAGUUGGUUCGCUUCGGGACAGAUUUCCUUUUCCAAAAAUCCAUUGCACCACAGAUUCCGAAUAGCGUCCUCGUCUUUAACAAUAGAACAAAGGCCGUCAGCAUUCAGCACUGCUUUCCACGUCGAUCUUUUUGCAGCCUUCGUGAACAACCAUGAGUAAACAUAUGGGACCCAUGUUAAAGGGUUACUCGGUAAAAAUGGCGGCAAUGGCUGCGCCAACGGAACUGGCAACGGCCUCUUAUAUAUCUCGUUGUUUCUCUGCAUCACAAUCGAUUCGAUAUGCCUCCUUACCGCGAAUGAAAGAAAUUCUUACGCUGGAUGACUUAAAGAAAAAAGCCCCUAAAAACUGUCAAACGCAACACAAGAAUACUCCUAACGCACGAAUGCAACGCCGAGCAACGAUGUAUUCUGUUCUUCCAGUGAUUAUGGCUCGUAGCAGUGCUAUUCACCUACCACUUAAGCUGACUUGUUUUUUUUGAGUACUCCAAGAGUAACGUUUAUUAGCCACCAUCCCAACCAGAACUUGAACAUUCAACUUGGCAUUUUUCAGUUUAUUUUCAUUAAAAGGCUUUUUAUUAAGUAAAAGCGACUUUUUUUUUGGCUAAGCGGCCGGUAUAAAAAAUCAUCAGCAUUACACGUAAAUGCAUUGAUGAAACGUUACAUCUGUACAUUAAUAUCGAACCCACGACCUGCUCAGGCGUUGGGCAUACAUCACCCUGUUGCUGUUUUUUGUUUCAUCUCCAGCAGGGUGCUUUCAGUUGUUCCUGCAAUUUACUGGUUUUGUAAAUGUUAUUACAUGGCUUACCUGAAUCCAAGCGAUCUUUGGCGUCUGUCUACUACUUCACUAUGGACCGCUGUUUCAGCCCAUCUCUCGUUUGUCCUGACAAAUAAUUUUAUGCUUAAGUGGUUAAUUCAUUACUCCUUGGCACCCACUAUCAUUCGUUUAAUUUCCUUAAACAUGAUUACCGUUUCAUUUGUUUCUCUUAGUGUGAGAUAUAUCACCAAAGGUGAUUACAAUUAUCUUCUUCAUGCUUGGAUUGCCAUUUCAUGUUUUCAAACGUUCGCGUACAUCGUUCAGGACUGGAUCACUUCUCCGAUUACGAGAACAGUGCUUUACGAUGCUACGAAUGACAAACCUGACAAACAAUCGGCCUCUUCAGAAUGUUCUCAACCCUGCAACAAACGGACUCGACACAGACAUCGACACAACAUCGAUCUCCUUGAGCUUGCCGUUUUCGCGGUAGUGCCCGUUGGCAUUGCCAGCUUUUUCACGAUGCUUGUACUGUUAUGGCACCUAGAUUAGUGCCGAAUUGAACACCAGUUGUUCGGCAUAUCUAUUCCCUACCUUUUUUUAUUGUUCCACGACAUCCAUGAUCUCUUUCUUCCUGAAUGUUUUUUCUUUUUUUGCUACCAUUAUUCUUAUCCUAUUAUUAUUAUUAUUUUAAUACUCUGUAUUGUCUUUGGAUCCUGUAAAUAUUUAAUCAGAGUUUGUUUUGUUUACAUGUUUACAUUUACGACUUUAAGCACAGAAAAGGACGCCUGAUGAAUUCAAACAUAAUUAAAACACU
Messenger RNA from Schizosaccharomyces japonicus yFS275, 1670 nucleotides. Its product is annotated as N-glycosylation protein. Gene Ontology annotation, cellular component: endoplasmic reticulum membrane. Lineage: Eukaryota; Fungi; Ascomycota; Schizosaccharomycetes; Schizosaccharomycetales; Schizosaccharomycetaceae. Gene Ontology annotation, biological process: cellular response to oxidative stress. The coding region runs from base 752 to 1405 and encodes 217 amino acids. The transcript is spliced from 4 exons. The record is from RefSeq and is a predicted model, not a curated record.